Messenger RNA from Carlito syrichta (Philippine tarsier), 4912 nucleotides. It is a transcript of the gene ADAM33, whose product is annotated as ADAM metallopeptidase domain 33. Gene Ontology annotation, molecular function: metalloendopeptidase activity. The annotation marks the transcript as partial. Lineage: Eukaryota; Metazoa; Chordata; Mammalia; Primates; Tarsiidae. Gene Ontology annotation, biological process: proteolysis. The transcript has 20 exons. The record is from RefSeq and is a predicted model, not a curated record.
CUGCUGCUGCUCCUGUGUCCGGUGCCUGGCGCGGGGGUGCUCCCAGGAGACACCCCUGGAGAGCCAGUCACCCCCCACUGGAUCCUGGAUGGACCACCCUGGUGCACUGUCACCCUGGAGGAACCGGGCUCGAGGCCAGAUGUGGGGCUGGUGACCUUGGAGGCUGAAGGCCAGGAGCUCCUGCUUGAGCUGGAGAAGAACCCCAGGCUGCUGGCCCCAGGAUACACAGAAACCCACUACGGCCCAGAUGGGCAGCCAGUGGUGCUGUCCCCCAACCACAUGGACCAUUGCCACUACAGUGGGCACGUGAGGGGCUUCCCUGACUCCUGGGUAGUCCUCAGCACCUGCUCUGGGAUGAGUGGCCUGAUUGUGCUCAGCAGCAAUGCCAGCUAUUAUCUGCAGCCCGUGCCACCUGGGGACUCCAAGGACUUCUCAACCCACAAGAUUUUCCGGAAGGAGCAGCUGCUCACCUGGAAAGGGGCCUGUGGCUACAGGGACUCCAAGGACAAAGGGGCCUUGGCCAGCCUUCCUCGUGCUCCCCAGAACAGGGUCAGGCGGGAGGCCCGCAGAAGCCCGAGGUACCUGGAGCUCUACAUAGUGGCUGACCACGCCCUGUUCUUGACCCAGCACCGGGACUUGAACCACACCAAACAGCGUCUCCUGGAGGUCGCUAACUACGUGGACCAGGACCACUCGGAGCUCCCCAUGGGCGCCGCAGCCACCAUGGCCCACGAGAUAGGCCACAGCCUUGGCCUCAGCCACGACCCCGACGGCUGCUGCUUGGAGGCCUUGGCCGAGCAGGGCGGCUGCGUCAUGGCCACGGCCACUGGGCACCCGUUCCCGCGCGUGUUCAGCGCCUGCAGCCGCCGCCAGCUGCGCGCCUUCUUCCGCAAGGGCGGCGGCGCGUGCCUCUCCAAUGCCCCGGGUCCCGGGCUCCAGCUGCCGCCGGCACGCUGCGGGAACGGCUUCGUGGAGGACGGCGAGGAGUGCGACUGCGGCCGCGGCCAGGAGUGCCAGGACCUCUGCUGCUUCGCUCACAACUGCUCGCUGCGCGCGGGGGCCCAGUGCGCCCACGGGGACUGCUGCGCGCGCUGCCUGCUGAAGCCGGCGGGCGCGCUGUGCCGCCAGGCCACGAGCGACUGUGACCUCCCAGAGUUCUGCACAGGCGCCUCCCCACGCUGUCCCCCGGACGUUUAUCUCCUGGAUGGCUCGCCCUGCGCCGGAGGCCGCGGCUACUGCCGGGAUGGCGCGUGUCCCACGCUGGAGCAGCAGUGCCAGCAGCUCUGGGGCCCUGGCUCCCGCCCAGCCCCAGAGGCCUGUUUCCAGGUGGUGAACUCCGCGGGAGACGCCCGUGGGAACUGUGGCCAGGACAGUGAGGGCCGCUUCCUGCCGUGUGCAAAGAGGGAUGCUGUAUGUGGGAGGCUGCAGUGCCAGGGCGGAGAGCCCAACCCACUUGCCCCACACACGGUGCCCAUGAACUCCACCACUCUCCUGGGUGGCCAUGAAGUGACCUGCCGGGGAGCCUUUGCACUCCCUGGUGCCCAGCUGGACCUGCUUGACUUGGGUCUGGUAGAACCCGGCACCCUGUGUGGACCUAGAAUGGUGUGCCAGAACAGGCGCUGCCAGAACGCUACCUCCCAGGAACUGGAGCGCUGCCUGACUGCCUGCCACGGACAGGGGGUUUGCAAUAGCAACCAUAACUGCCACUGUGCUCCGGGCUGGGCUCCACCCUUCUGUGACAAGCCAGGCUUUGGUGGCAGUGUGGACAGUGGCCCUGUGCAGCCCGAAAACCAUGACAUCUUCCUGCUGGCCAUGCUCCUUAGCUUCCUGCUGCCUCUGCUCCCCGGGGCCGGCCUGGCCUGGUGCUGCUACCGGCUCCCAGGAGCCCAUCUCCCUCAGUGCUGGAGAAGUGACCCCGCAUGCAGUGGGCCCAAAGAAGGCCCAUGCAGGGACCAUGCCCUGGGCAGUGUUCACCCCAUGGAGUUGCGCACCAUAGCCACGGAUGAGCCGGGCCCUCGGGGACUCCUGCCGACUGUGUUCACAGCAUUCAUGCUCCGUCGUUGCUUCCAGACCCUGAGAACUCUGCCAGAGUCCAGCAGCCACCCUGAGAAGCCUGUGUCCUGCAGCCCCGCCUGACCCCCAAGCAGGUCAAGUGCAGAUGCUACAGUCCAGUCUCUGGUGAGAAGUGCUCCUGGAAUGAGAAGACUUAAAGGCACGUGGCCACUGAGAGCCACUCCAGGAACUCAGACCCCCAAGGGCAGAGCCAGUGAAGCCCUUCCUGCACCUUCAGUCACCUUGGAAGUUUCUUCUAGUUGAUCUCCAGCCCACCCACUCCAGGACCCCAGAGCCUCAUCAGAAGUUUCCCAGGGGAGUCCCCAGCCCUGAGAGUACACCUCCAGCUCCAUAAUCCGUCAGCCCCAGGAGCAAAGGUCAUCUAGUCCCUGAUGUCCCUCACUAGGGGAGGCUGGGUUGUGCUGGGCAACCAGAGAGGCCUCUGUCCUGGGAACCUGGUAUGUCUCUUCCCCUGGAUCCAGCUCUGUGGAAGGCAGUAACUGCUGGCCAGAAGCUAGAACUCCUGGGACUUCAUGUUUUUACUGAGUCCAUACUCCCCUGAACCCUGGCCCCUGCAAACACACACACACACACACACAAACAAAAACGUUGGGACCUUUUUUCUUGUCUCUUCUUGCCCUGUCUUAUCCCCUAGAUGCUUUCUCAGUCCUCACUCCCACUCCUAGUGCUCCACCUGAGGUUCUGGGGGAAUGAUGCAGCUCCCUUGCUAUGAACAUGACUCAACCUCCCCCACCCUCCGUGGGAGGGGCCCGAGGGAGUCAUUGAGUUAAAGAUACCAGAAUAGAAGCCAAAAGGAAGACAUGAUGCCCUUGGACCUUUGUGAGUUUUUUCUGCCUAUAAAUCCAACCACAUGGGGUACACUGAGGGCCACAGGGGAUGGUAGCUGGUGGGUGGAGCCUCGGAUGGCAGCUAGGACCCCAAGCAUGUGUCUGGGCACAGGACAGUGUUGCAUACCUUGAAUACCCCCUUUGCCCUGACUCUCUUGUUUCCCUGGGACAUUCUUGUUCUGUUGCUUCAUGUAAGAGUUGCAAAGUGACCUGCGUUAGCCUACUGAGAGAGCCGUAGGUGACCUCUAGGUGUCUAGAUUGGUACCUGGCUCUGGGUUAAUUUAGGGUUGGGGAAAUAUGCUCAGUAAAGGAGGUGCGGUUGAGGUAUGGAUCCAAGGUUGGUUGUGUUCCAUAUGAAAGGCAUGAGUUGUGUAUUAUCCCUAGGAAUCAGCAGUUUCUCACAGCCAGCAAGCUGCCCCCCACCACAAGAUGUUAAACCAUCACGGAGGACAUGAAAAGCAUAUUUCCCACAUGCUCACCCUUCAGGACCCCACAGGACUCUAGCUACAAAGGUCCCUAGGGGAGGCUACACUCUGCCCUCUUGACAACUACCUAAGACUGCCCAGCCCCACCUUCCCCAUUCGUGAAGAACAAUGGGAAGGAAAGGGGGCCAUGGAAGAGAAAUCCCAGUCUAGGGGGAGGGGCAUGACUGGAGCCCAGAAUCGCCUGGCUCAUGGAGAACUGGAGAAAAGGGACUUAGGAGAACAGAGCUGGCAACAGGCCAAUAGUAGGAGCGUGAAGGGCGCAGGAGGGGAGUCAAGUAACCUAGAACUGAGCAGGGGCUGCUGAGGAGCUGAGCAGUCAUCAGGCUGGGGGGUGGCGAGUGCGCUCAACUCAGGUGACACCCUCUCUUUGGCCAUCCAGCUGCCAACUACUUGGGGCGGCCCCUGGGGCGACUGUCCUUCCUCUGACACUCUGCGGUGUGUGGUCAUCUCUCAACCCUUCCUCCUCCCUCCCCAUCCUCCCAUCAUGAGGCCCUUGGCCCCGAAGAAGGGAGUUGCCCGCAGACAGGUGGGAGAAUGUGCCUGCCCUGUGUGGCCGGAGCUUGGGCCUGAGUUUCCUUCCCUCCCCCCUCUCUUUUCCCAAGCACCAGUACAAAAGGAUGUUGCAGAAUUAAACCACCUGCAGUGGCAUGGUUUGCCUUUCAAUUCAGUGGCCAUGGCUAUCAGCACUGUGGCCGCCUCCUGAUGAAACAAAUGAGGAAGCAAGCAACCACAAACCACAGACUGAUGUAUGAUCACAGCCAAGGGCAGCCAGGCUGAUUGUGGCUCUCAGAUUAUACUUUGAAUGCCUGGGUUUUGAAGGUCUGUAGAUGAACCUCUGGAAUGAUUGAGGAAAAAAAGAGAAGGAACAAAUCAAUAACAUCACGAAUAAAAACGAGCAUACAUGAAGACAUAGCAGAGAUUUCCUAUAUACUAAGAAAAUGAUAUAUCAUUAUGCAAAUAGAUUUGAGAAAGGUGAAAAACACAAAUUCCUAGAAAAAUAGAACCGACCUACUGCAGUGUUAUAAUACAUAUAUACUGAUUUUCAGCCAUGGCUCCUGGCUUCUGCUCCCAUAGUCUUUAUUAUAAUGUUGGGACACUUGAGGUCUCAGGAAACAGAAUCUCUUUCUGACCUUCUCCUGCCCUCAUUUCCCCUGCCUAAGGCAGAAGUCUAAUCUGAUUGUGGGUCAAAAGACCCUCAUUCCAGAGAGAGUCCUGCCCCAUACCUUAGAAAAGGGAAUGCUGUCCAGGGAGGCCAAGGAAAGUCUGAAUAGACAGGGAUUGCUGGAUUUAGAUUAGGUGCUUUCUGUCCAAUUGCAUUUCUACAUGGUUGCAAUCAUGCCUAUGUAAUGAAACCUCCACAAAACCCCCAAAAGACAUGGUUUGAAGAACUUCCAGAUAGCUGAACGUGUGGAGGUUCCUGAAGGGUAGUAUGCUGGGGAGGGCAUGGCAGUUCCACACCCCUUCCUAUACUUUGUCCUGUGCAUCUGUAUCCUUUGUGAUAUCCCUUAUAAUAAAUUGGUAAACAUA